This is a messenger RNA of Phalaenopsis equestris, 1856 nucleotides long. Its product is annotated as non-specific phospholipase C2-like. The transcript is spliced from 4 exons. The coding region runs from base 85 to 1674 and encodes 529 amino acids. Lineage: Eukaryota; Viridiplantae; Streptophyta; Magnoliopsida; Asparagales; Orchidaceae. Gene Ontology annotation, biological process: phospholipid catabolic process. The record is from RefSeq and is a predicted model, not a curated record. Gene Ontology annotation, molecular function: hydrolase activity, acting on ester bonds.
ACCCGCCUUCACGGGGUAACCUCGUCCCCACUGCUCCGCUUAUAAGACGAAGUGAGCUCUACCCAAAAGAAACCAACGCACAUAAUGGAGAGGAUUCUCCAUGUCCGACGGACGAAUUUGCAGCAAUCUUAUGUGCUCUGUUACGCAUUGCUACUUCUACUCUCCGGUGGAGCCCCGAAGGCGGCUGCCGGUGGUCCGAUAAAGACCGUGGUGAUUGUUGUGAUGGAGAACCGGUCGUUUGAUCACAUGCUUGGCUGGAUGAAGCGGAUCAACCCUGAGAUCAACGGAGUGGACGGAUCGGAGUGGAAUCCUACUUCGACGUCGGACCCGAACGGGGCUAGGGUUUAUUUCAAAGACAGAGCUCAAUUUGUGGAUCCGGAUCCGGGCCACUCCUUCGAUGCGAUUCUACAGCAGGUGUUCGGCUCGAACGACACUUCGGUUUCGCCGCCGCCGAUGAAUGGGUUCGUGCAACAGGCUGCGUCGAUGUCAGCGAACAUGACGGAGGCGGUAAUGAACGGGUUUCCGCCGGAGAUGGUAGCGGUGUAUAAGGAGCUCGUGUCGGAGUUCGCCGUCUUUGAUCGGUGGUUUGCUUCGGUGCCUGCAUCCACUCAACCCAACCGGCUCUAUGUUCACUCGGCAACCUCGCAUGGUGCUUCAAGCAAUGAUGCCGGUAAGCUGGCACUUGGUUUUCCUCAGAGAACAAUGUUUGACAAUAUUGAUGAUGCUGGUCUGUCCUUUGGCAUUUACUACCAAAACAUCCCUGCUGUACUCUUCUACCGCAACCUUCGCAAAUUAAAGUACAUUAACAAAUUCCAUUCCUAUGAUCUCUCAUUCAAAGCUCAUGCAAGCAGCGGCAAUCUUCCAAACUAUACCGUAAUCGAACAGCGAUACAUGGACUCUAAGAAUAGGCCUGCCACUGACGAUCAUCCUUCGCAUGAUGUUUACCAAGGACAAAUGUUCAUCAAGGAUAUUUACGAAACUCUGCGUGCUAGCCCUCAAUGGAAUGAGACUCUCCUUAUCAUUACUUAUGACGAGCAUGGUGGCUUUUUCGACCAUGUUCCUACCCCUGUGAAUGGGGUCCCAAAUCCUGAUGGAAUUAUUAGUCCAAGUCCUAUGAAUUUCAAAUUUGAUCGCUUGGGAGUGAGGGUACCUACCAUCAUGGUUUCUCCCUGGAUUGAGAAGGGUACAGUUGUUCAUGGCCCCAAUGGUUCACCAACAUCAACAUCUGAAUAUGAACAUUCAUCGAUACCUGCAACGGUGAAGAAAAUAUUUGAUCUGUCAUCACCAUACCUUACAAACAGAGACGCAUGGGCUGGAACUUUUGAGAGCAUUGUACAGAGGAGAACUGAGCCUAGAACUGAUUGCCCAACCCAACUCCCAAGCCCUGCAAAGAUCAGAAAAACCGAAGCCAACGAAGACGCCCCGCUCACCGAAUUCCAACAGGAACUCGCACAACUUGCGUCGGCUCUCAGCGGCGAUAACUCACUCAAAAACAUCGAGCACUUCAUAAAGAAAAUGAGUGUCAGACAAGGGUUGGCAUACGUAGAAAACUCCAUGAAGCGCUUUCUCGAAGCCGGAAUGGCCGCAAAGAAAAUGGGUGUCGAUGAGGAAAAGAUUGUGAAGAUGCGGCCGUCGCUAACUUCUAGAGCAAUGUCAUCUGCUGAACAUCCUUGAAACUAUUCCUGGAAGAAAAAUCAAUGUUUUUCGAUGUGAGUUACGAGUAAGUGCUUGUACUUCGCUGCUGCUUAUCCAUGGAUGUGGCUUGUGUCUAUCCUUUGUGUAUAUCUGUAUUCAUGCGAGUGCUUGUUCGUAGCAGUAUUAUAAGUAAUAAUAAUCAAGAGAAUGUUUCAUGACUA